AUGCUCGCCGCGGAACCCCUGCAACAUCGGGCUCAGCCCUCGUGGGGGAAGACAAAGCAGAAUCUCCUUCAACAGGGCAGCCUCUCUCGGUAUCGGCUGGGAACUCUCGUCCAAAGGGACAGUCGACGAAAAGCGCCAACGCAUCACUAUGCGCCCACCAUCGUCCAACCACCGCGCAUCCCAGACACUGGCCAACUUGUGCCCGUUGCGACGGCCUCGCAACGAAGUGCGUUCUUCGAGACAAUUGUAGCACCCGUGUCUACUCAACAGAAUGCUCUACAAGAAGACGAAACGCAAGCAGCAGACACUGUAUACAUUCCUUCAGGGCUCCUUCGCACCGUGCUGGACACAUACAGGCGGGAACUCUUUGCGUCGUUUCCGAGGAUGGUCCGAGACCCCGAAAUGGAGGUUCUUGACGAGUACAUCAACAUCAUCGUCCGAGAUGAGAUGCCGUUCAAAGUGAUACCUGGGGUCCGGGCCGUGCCGGUGUCGUAUUUCAUACCCCUGUCAUUUCAGCAUCAGGGUCUAUUCGAAUGCUCCAUGGCAACGGCACGCGGGAUGUUCGAAAGCCGGCGGACAGCACCACCCUUCAAGCCAACCACGGCCGUAUUCAGCCAACGAGCCCGAGCAAUACGGUCUGUCCGUGAUCUGCUGUCUCAGCCCACGUCGUUGCAGGAUGAUCGAGCACUGAUCGGUGUGCUGCAAUUGAUGGGGACACAUAUCAUCACCGGGGAUAUCGCGUCGUUUCAAUCGCACCACAAAGCCGUCAAACAGAUGAUCGAGCUGCGAGGCGGUCUGGGAAAUACGGACGCGCAUCGAGCCCUACGGGGCUUCCUUGGAAUGAACGAAAUGUUUGCCCUGAUGUUGAAGUACGUGACCAGCACUAUGCCCGCUGCUGCACCUGCCCGGACCUUCCCCCAAAGCACAACGGCACAACCUCCCCUCAAACGCGAGGCCUCCUCUGUGAAACAUCCCAAUACUCAGCCGCCUUCGCCGUCCGCAAUACCGCAGUUGAAGCUGGAGUAUCCCCGACUGCCCUUCCCAGACAGCCUCAACCGCAUGAUCUCGCGGCUCCCACCGGGCCUCGCGGCGCUGUCUCUCACGGGGACCAUCUCGGCGCAGAUGAUCGGCCUCCUCGCCCAGAUCGCGCCCUGGGCCGCCCUGACGGCGACCUCGAACCCGUCGGCCACGGUCUCCCACUCAGACAUCUUCCGCCUCUACUGCGAGCCCAUGGAGACGGCCAAAAUCGCCCUCUCCAUCCUCCUCGCGCUGCCCCCGGUCUCGGCCGAACCCCGCCUCGAACACCUCCUCUGCAUCGGCCUGUGCCUCUCGAUCCGGGGCGCCCGGAACCAGGCCCGCCCGCCUGCCCUACACAUCAGAUUGCUCUCGGACUUUGCCACUGUCGCGCGGGCGCUGCUGACCGCACCGACCGGCAACAACAGGGUGCCCCUGACACAGCCCGAGCAGGACACGAUCGUGUGGAUCUCGUUCCUGGCCGCGUACGGCAGCGGCCACCGUGCGUUCCAGCGCCAGGUCGACGGCCUGGUCGAGCUGGUCCUCCAGACGUAUGCGUACGGGCCCGUGGCGCGCGAGUGGACGUUCCUGGAGAUCCUGCUCCGCCGCUUCUUCUGGUUCGAACCGCUCGCCGAGGACUGGCGCGAGCUGUGGUGCAGGUGUGCACCCAGGUCCGCGAGCUCGACCACAUAG
Molecule: messenger RNA, 1707 nt
Organism: Fonsecaea erecta
Lineage: Eukaryota; Fungi; Ascomycota; Eurotiomycetes; Chaetothyriales; Herpotrichiellaceae
Exons: 4
Coding region: 1-1707 (568 amino acids)
Source: RefSeq, a predicted model, not a curated record